GGUCCCUAUGUUGAGGUACCGUGCACGCACUGACUGCAUUCACCCAGCCGAUCCACCCAUGGCCUUCGACGGGAAGAGCCAACAGUACGCAUCGCAUCCAUUGUCGGCGGUGACUGGCAGAAGGUGAAAGACAAUCUUUGUCGAUGCCAUCACAUCACCACUCAACCCGCAGAGCACACGCACACGCGCGGACGCGAGCCAGGACCUGCAGCAUCAGGCUUGUCGACCCACUGCGAACCUUCUCCCCGGUCGCAGACUCGAUGUCUGGAUGCAGCAAAGAUCACCCCUCUGCUCGCGCCGUCUCUAACUUGUCUUGGCACCUUCCGCCGGCUCAUCUUCCCCGGCUCAAGUGCACUGCUCCCAAUCAUCCUAGCCCAAAUUUCUUCUGCAGAGCCCGCAGUCCGUCCUAUUGGCCGUAUGCACAAAUAUCAAGAUAUUGCUGUCCGUACGGCUGCACCACUGCAAGCCUCCGUUUAGAAUCCCCCGAACGGUCGGAACUGAGGAAGAGUCAAUCGGGCCUAUGCCGUCUAGUAUCAGUUUGCCAUCUCCAACCACACAAGAACCGAAUUGCCAUGCAAUAAUGCCCAGCGGCCGCAAACGUCAUUUUCGAUAUGGGACUCAUCCCCCGGCAGUUGUAGGAUCGAAGCGACGACCCGCCUCGUCCCCACUAAGAGCAAUAGAUCUGCGCCUGUGACGACUUUAAGCAGCAUGCACAUAAAGACGGCGACUUGACGACAACAUCCCUACCGAGUAUCACAUGCCGGUUUC
Messenger RNA from Alternaria alternata, 768 nucleotides. RefSeq lists its product as hypothetical. The record is from RefSeq and is a predicted model, not a curated record. NCBI's taxonomy places the organism in Eukaryota, Fungi, Ascomycota, Dothideomycetes, Pleosporales, Pleosporaceae. The transcript has 2 exons. The coding region runs from base 144 to 581 and encodes 145 amino acids.